CAGGGACAAAAUAGACCUCGUGAGCGCCGGCGUCUCAACCAAUAAGCCAGUAACGGCUGCCAAGACGACGCCGCCGCCCGCGCGCCACACGUGCGACGUCCGACGCGCAGCAAAACCGACGCACGUACGCAGGCACAAUGGCUCACCGAUUCGCCCGCAGCGCGCGCUUGCUAGCCUUCAGCCCCGGCCGCGCCGCCGCCGCGGCGGCGCUGCCGGCGGCUCUGUGCGCCCAGCAGGCCAAGGCCGAGGCCAACGAGGACAUCAACAAGGAGACGGUCGCGGCCGCCGCCGCCGCCGCCGCCGUGGGCUACGCGGCCGUCGCCGCGACGCAGGCGAACGCCAAGGCCAAGGACGCUCAAGAAAGAUUGAAAGCCUUGGAGGUGCGCGCCGCCAAGGCCACGUCCGCGGCGUUCGUCUUCGUGAAACCGCACGCUGUGACUGAUUCGGUGAAGACCAAGGUCAAGAGUGGACUGGAAAAAGCCGGUAUCUCGGUAUUAGAGGAAGGCUCCAUCGCGGGCCCGAAGAUUGAUAGUGAUAUGCUCAUAGACACGCACUACGGUGCUAUUGCUGCCAAAGCGGUCAAGCUCAAGCCCUCGGAGCUCAAGCCGUCGGCGAAGGCACAGAAAGACUUCGAAAAGGCGUUCGGCCUGACCUGGUCUGAUGCUCUUAAGCAAGGCCUGGUCUACAACGCCGCGGACGCGUGCAAGCAACUCGGCUGCGACGGCGCGGGUUUGGACGCGAAGUGGUCCACUCUGACACGUGGCCAAAAUCUCAUCAAGUUCGGCGGCGGCUUCUACUGCGGGAAGGUCGAAGGCAUUUACGUGAUGAACGGCUUCUACAUGGCGAUGCGCGGGAAGUUCACGGAUCCCUCCGCGACGAUCCACUACUACUUGGUCGAGUGGCCGACCUCGUCGUUGUCGUGGGCGGACUUCCGGGGCAAGGUGUUAGGCGCCACGGACCCCGCCGAGGCUUCACAGGGUUCUUUGCGGCGGGCGAUCUUGGAUGAUUGGCGCGCGCUCGGCCUACCCGCGUGCCCGGACACGGGCGACAACGGCGUCCACGCGUCGGCGUCGCCCUUCGAGGCGCUUUCAGAAAGAGUGAACUGGUGCGGGGCGUCCUUCGAGACGGACGCCUACGGCCGCGGCCUCGUCGCGGCGGGCGUCGACGCCAAGACAUUGCAAGCGUGGGCCGAGGACCCUCAAGUAAAACUGCCCGGCGGCGGCGCGGGCUCGUUGUUUGAUGCCCUCGAGGACCUCGACGCGGACAAGUGCCUCGAGACGGCGAAAGCGAUCAAGAAGGCGAACGAGUAGGCUGCUUAACGUGUUUAUAU
Messenger RNA from Pelagomonas calceolata, 1330 nucleotides. The record is from the annotation of a GenBank genome assembly. NCBI's taxonomy places the organism in Eukaryota, Pelagophyceae, Pelagomonadales, Pelagomonadaceae.